Messenger RNA from Symbiodinium natans, 585 nucleotides. NCBI's taxonomy places the organism in Eukaryota, Dinophyceae, Suessiales, Symbiodiniaceae. The record is from the annotation of a GenBank genome assembly.
AUGAUGUCACAGCUGUGCGCCUCCGACGUGCUCGCCUACGACUACUGUGGCUAUGGCUUCAGCGAGGGUGAGCCCUCGGAGGAAAAUUGCAUCCAGUGCAUCGAUGCGGCCUACGCCUACUUGCUCCAGCAAUUUGCCCCCAACCGCAUCGUCCUCUUCGGGCGCUCCAUCGGCACAGGACCCACUGUGGACCUGGCAGUGCGCCACCCUGAAAUCCGAGGAGUCAUUCUGCAGAGCCCGAUCGAGAGCUGUGGUCGCGCAGUUUUCGGGAACCUCGCCUCGUGGGUCGGCUACAGGAUGGACUUGUUUCGGAACUACGAGAAGGUGGACAAGGUAGAGUGCCCUGUCCUCGUGAUGCAUGGAACCGACGAUGAUAUCGUCCCGAUUGAGAGUGGCAUGGCCAUCCAGGAGGCCUGCAGGAAAGCUGUCGAGCCGCUCUGGCUGGAGGGCUAUGGCCACAACGAUCUUCCGAACGAGAUCUGCCUAAGGCGAGUGCGGGAGUUCAUGGACCAGAUGGAUGGCCUUUCCUGGGGUUGGAACAUUUUCGUGACCAAUCUGGCCACGCACAUCUCCGUGAAUCUGUGA